Molecule: messenger RNA, 1713 nt
Organism: Vicia faba (fava bean)
Lineage: Eukaryota; Viridiplantae; Streptophyta; Magnoliopsida; Fabales; Fabaceae
Source: the annotation of a GenBank genome assembly
AUGAGUCUCACAAAUUGUCUUUGUCUUAUUGUUUUUAUACUUGUUUGUGUCCUAUGUAACAAUGGAGUUGAAGCGUUUCAUGACAUAUACCCUGGUCUUCAAUCUAUUUCAGCUCCUUCUGUGAAUAAACUUCAUAGAACUGGAUUCCAUUUUCAACCUAAUAGAAACUGGAUUAACGGACCCAUGUACUACAGAGGAAUCUACCAUCUAUUUUACCAGUACAAUCCCAAAGGAGCUGUUUGGGGUAACAUUGUGUGGGGCCAUUCAGUAUCAAAGGAUCUCAUAAACUGGAAAGAGCUUGAACCCGCACUAUUUCCGUCCAAACCCUUUGAUAAAUACGGAUGCUGGUCCGGUUCGGCCACAAUCCUCCCGGGCAAAGGACCUGUCAUCCUCUACACUGGAGUCGUUGACAAGCAAAGCAAUGAGGUCCAAUGCAUUGCUAUACCUGCAAAUGCAUCUGAUCCGCUUCUCACAAACUGGGUUAAGCCCGACCGCUUAAACCCGAUUUUGACUGCAGAUCACGGCAUGAAUGGAUCAGUGUUUCGAGACCCGACAACUGCAUGGUUCGGCAAGGAUGGACACUGGAGGAUACUUAUUGGUGGCAAGACGGGAGAUACAGGAGUAGCCUAUUUAUAUAGGAGUAAGAAUUUCUUGAAAUGGAUCCGGGCCAAGCACCCGAUCCAUUCCGCUAAAAGAACAGGGAUGUGGGAGUGUCCGGAUUUUUAUCCGGUUUCUUUGGAAGGAAAAAAUGGAUUAGAUUUGUCGAUGAUGGGUAAUAAUGUUAAGCAUGUGCUGAAGAACAGCCUUGACAUAACAAGGUACGAAUAUUAUACAAUCGGAACGUAUCUCCAAAAUCAAGACAAGUAUAUACCAGAUAAAACUUCAGAAGAUGGUUGGGGUGGCCUUAGAUACGAUUAUGGAAACUUCUAUGCUUCCAAAUCGUUCUUUGAUCCAACCAAGAAUCGAAGGAUCAUAUGGGGAUGGGCAAAUGAAUCCGAUACCAAAGAAGAUGAUGUUAAGAAAGGAUGGGCGGGAAUUCAGGCAAUUCCAAGAACUGUGUGGCUUGAUUCUAGCAGGAGACAGUUAAGACAAUGGCCAGUUGAAGAAUUAAAUAGGCUAAGAGGGAAACAAGUUGAGAUGAAAAACCGAAAGCUUAAGAAGGGAGGUUAUCUUGAAGUAAAAGGGAUUACUGCUUCUCAGGCUGAUGUGGAAGUUACAUUCUCAUUCUCAAGCUUGGACAAGGCUGAGGCAUUUGAUCCUAAGUGGGAGAAUGCAGAGGAUCUAUGUGCGCAAAAGGGUUCAAAAGUUCCAGGCGGGGUUGGACCGUUUGGACUUUUGACAUUGGCUUCGAAAAAACUAGAAGAGUAUACUUCUGUGUUCUUCAGAGUUUUCAAAGCUUCAAAUAAACACAAGAUUCUCAUGUGCUCUGAUGCAAAAAGUUCCUCGUUGAACAGGGAAUUGUACAAGCCGUCAUUCGCAGGCUUUGUAAAUGUGGAUUUGGGAAAUAAUAAGAAACUUUCUCUCAGGAGUUUGAUUGAUCACUCUGUAGUGGAAAGUUUUGGAGUAGGAGGGAAAACAAACAUAUUGUCUAGGGUUUAUCCAACACUAGCACUAAAAGAAAAAGCUCAUUUGUUCGUGUUCAAUAAUGGUACUGAGCAUAUCACUGUGGAGAACCUAAAGGCAUGGAGCAUGAAGACUGCUAGUCGAAAUUAA